Messenger RNA from Acyrthosiphon pisum (pea aphid), 3483 nucleotides. RefSeq names its product sugar transporter ERD6-like 7. Gene Ontology annotation, molecular function: transmembrane transporter activity. The record is from RefSeq and is a predicted model, not a curated record. Gene Ontology annotation, biological process: transmembrane transport. The transcript has 6 exons. Gene Ontology annotation, cellular component: membrane. The coding region runs from base 1056 to 2696 and encodes 546 amino acids. Lineage: Eukaryota; Metazoa; Arthropoda; Insecta; Hemiptera; Aphididae.
UUAUUACAAAUUAAAUUAACAACAUCUUCAUUAUAUAUUUUAAAGUAUGUAAGUCCUUUUCAACUGGCAUUAAAAGAAGUCUCUCUAGUUUUUUGGCUGAGAAAGACAAUAAUUUCUCCAGUGGUUAAAGAAACAUUUAAGUUAUAAAAAAGUGGUUUCGCACCUCACUUACGUACACACACACACACACACAACUAUACAUUAUAGUUGACAUAGUUUUAUACAGAACACAUUCGUCAUUGAUGGACUACGUCAACGUAUCGCGUGCAUUAUCGAUUCUUGAGAGUAUAACAGCAACAACAGUAAUAUACUAUUGAUGCAUUCAUAGUUAUUAACCAUCAAUUUGGAUUUAUAAUAUAUUAUCAUUCUAUAUUAUGUCACCAUCCAGAAAUGCGACUGUAUUCACCCGAAAAUAAUAACGGCCAAUUUGUUUUUGGCUACCGGCUCAAUUUUUACACGGCCCACAGAGAUUGUCUUGGUAGCGUACUAGCGUCGGUUUACUUCAGGCCAGCCGCCGCGAUUGAAUUGGUAACCUGAUAAUAAUUAUUAUGUUAUAAUAAUAAACUCAAUGAUUGUGUAUUACUCGUAAAGAAAUCAGGAAGUCCGAAGUGUUUUCGAACGGCUGAGUAAUAAUAUACACGUGAUUUUCCUUGACAAAUUAGUCUGUUUAGUAUUAUAGCACACUGUACCUAAUGGAUGUGUUGAAUUUGUAGACAAUAACAGACAUUUAUUUUUUUCAAUAAUUGAGAAUGAUCUAAUAUAAUUAUGACGCGAUUGCUUAAUAUUUCAGAUAACGUUUUAGUUAUAAUAUUCCGUUUCUAUACAAUGCGUAGGUAUACCUUCAUGAUAUAAUAUGUACUAAACUAAAUCCAUACAUUUCACGAGGUGCAGCGUACAAUAAUUAAAAUUAUGAGAUAAGGCAUCGCUAUAUAAUAAUAUCAAAGUACGCUAAAAAGAAUCGAAUUCGUACAUUGUAUCAAUGUAUCCACUAUACACGUUAGAUACAUCAUAAUGUUGCAGCAAAUAUUUAUUGUUCAUUCAUCAUAUCAUAUACAAUGGCGUAUAGUACGUUUACUACACCACUUAUUUCCAGGAAUUCAUGUGUCUGGAAAAAUCAUCAAACCAUUUCAAAUGGAAUACAAUUCAAAUCAAAUGAUAUCAUAACAAAUGUCGAACAAAAUGUCACCACGAACAAACUGUCAUGGGGAGAUCUUUUUCCUCAGAUAUUAGCCAGUGUAGUUGCUUUUUUGUUGGCCACUCAGCCCGGAAUCAAUAUGGUUUACUCGAACAUAUUUCUGAAUCACUACGAAUUUACAGAUGUUUCAGAGUUAUCUUGGUUAACUAGCAUUCUGGUAUUUUGCACGCCAAUCGGGGCGAUCACAAUCGGCGUCAUAAUGGACCGGAUCGGCAGGAAGAACGCGUUUUUACUCACAUCCGGCACGCUCUUGAUAUCCUGGUCGAUCGCUUCGGUUGCUCGGCCCGAAAACAUGCGUCUGAUCUACGCUUGCCGAUUUUUUGCUGGCAUCGGCGGAGAUUUUUUAACAGGCAUGACGUCCAUGGUCGUCGUUUACGUCUCGGAAAUAGCUCAUGCUUCACACAGACAAGUUUUGUUGUCGUUGAACAGCGUGUUCUUUUCAGUGGGCGUACUGUUUGCCACCACCGUCGGAUCGCUGUUCCAGUGGCAGACAGUCAACGUGAUAUUUUUCAUAUUCACGGCCGUCACGACGGUGCUCCUGGUCAUCUUCUUGCCGGAGAGUCCGGUCUGGCUGGCCAAGUUCCGGUCUGCCCGUACCUACGACGCAAGGACUUCGUUGAGAAGAAUAUACCCGAAGAACGAUCAAGUGUUCAUGGAAGAACUGGAUCAUCUGUACCGCGACUCCACGACCACCGCGGAUAGCCCGGAAGUACAUCAGCCGCAACACUGCAUCGGCUGUGAACAAGCGACUAAACGACGAAGGUUGAAGCGGUGCUUCUGGUGGCGUACGCCACAGCCGCGGACUGUGACCCGGCCCGUGCGCGUGCUAGCCAUCGUGUUCCUUCUGCAGCAGCUGAGCGGUUGUUACCCGGUGAUAUUCUACGCGGUGCCUGUCAUGCGGUCGGUGGCUGGCACCACCGCCCUCGGUGGACCUUACUCGGACAUGGAAGCGAUGGUGGCACUGGGCGCUGUCCGCCUGUUGACCAGCGUGGUGGCGUGCGCGCUGUCCUUGCACGUCGGGCGCCGGCCGCUACUGAUCGCAUCGUCGUUGGCCAUGGCGUGCUCGGCUGCCCUGGUCGCGUUGACCUACAGUCCAACGGCGGCACCACUGUGGCCGCUGAUAGGGGUCGCGGUGUUUGCAUGCAGUGGCUCGGCCGGUGUGCUCGUGUUCCCGUGGACGCUGGUCGGCGAACUGUUGCCUGUUUCGGUCCGGGCUUCAGCCGGCGCUUCGCUCGUGGCGUACGCAUACACGCUCAUGUUCGUCGUGCUCAAAGCAUUCCCGUACGCGGUGGCCGACGACGACGGUGGUUCCGUGGCCACGACAUUCGCCGCUUUUGCUGCCGGAUCGCUGGCCAUGGCCGCGUACGUGCACGCCCGCCUGCCUGAGACUAUGGGCAAGCGGUUCGACGAGAUCGAAGCGCAUUUCGCUGAUGACAAACACGCGGCGACCGCUACCCGCAACGCCCACUGCAAGACGAGUUAUUUGAUGACGCCGCCGUGAUAUCGGCAUAUACUUACAACGCCGCGUCGCGUCGUAAAGGGUGAUAAUCGUUACAUAACUGCAGUUACUAUGUGUAUAAUAUUAUAUAUUAUAAUGGACGGUGCGAGAAUUUAAAUGAUGGGAAUAUUUUGUUGUGUUGUGGUUUGGGCAUUUGACCCCGAGUAUUACGGUGUUUUGUGAAAAAACAUUUUCCUAGUAUAUGUUCAGGUUUUUGUCUUAUCGAAAUAUUUUGUUUUGAUAAUUUUUCUCAUCUCAAAUUAUAUAUUUUUGAUAAAACUGGAUUUAUAGUAAUUUUCAGAAAGUUAUGAUUUUAUUAUUAUAACAUAUUCGAUACAUGCUGACAUUGAUAUAUUAUAUUCCCUCUUAAUUGCGGCACCUUCCGUUUUAUGUUCCCGACCAUAAGUUGAAACAUACCCGAUACACAACCCGAUCAUAAGUAUUAUGAGCAUAAUUAUUAUCGUACCUAUUCAUCAUUUUAGAGUGCAGUGAGGCACGAGUCGACGCAUGUUCGCUUCCACACCAUUGCAGAAGGGUCGAUACUCGAUGUUGUCUAUAAUAGUACUGCGGUGUAUAAAUUAUAAUAUAAUAUUAUAUUGUUAUGAAAUUCGACGUACAUUUUUUUCUGUUUAUAUUCAUCGUUCGUGUGUUUUUUUUCUUUGUAUUUUUAAUGUAUUAUUUUUUUAUUACUAUGACUUUCAAACCUUUAUAAUAAUAUGUAAAUCAAAGACUUAAAUAAAAACAAAGUUUAUCGCACGGUUUUUAAGGUGGACGCCGGAAAAUAAUACGA